This is a messenger RNA of Odobenus rosmarus divergens (Pacific walrus), 731 nucleotides long. RefSeq names its product ribosomal protein L13 (gene RPL13). Gene Ontology annotation, biological process: translation. The coding region runs from base 79 to 714 and encodes 211 amino acids. Gene Ontology annotation, cellular component: cytosolic large ribosomal subunit; ribosome. NCBI's taxonomy places the organism in Eukaryota, Metazoa, Chordata, Mammalia, Carnivora, Odobenidae. The record is from RefSeq and is a predicted model, not a curated record. Gene Ontology annotation, molecular function: structural constituent of ribosome; RNA binding. The transcript is spliced from 6 exons.
ACCAUCCCAGGGUGCCUUGCGGCGCCGGGUCUUUUCCGCUGGCCAUUCUCCCUGGCAGGAGGCCCGUAGGCAGCAGCCAUGGCGCCCAGCCGGAAUGGCAUGAUCCUGAAGCCCCACUUCCACAAGGACUGGCAGCGGCGCGUGGCCACGUGGUUCAACCAGCCGGCGCGGAAGAUCCGCAGACGCAAGGCCCGGCAGGCCAAGGCCCGCCGCAUCGCCCCGCGCCCGGCGUCCGGGCCCAUCCGGCCCAUCGUGCGCUGCCCCACGGUGAGGUACCACACCAAAGUGCGAGCCGGCAGGGGCUUCAGCCUGGAGGAGCUCCGGGUGGCCGGCAUCCACAAGAAGGUGGCCCGGACCAUCGGGAUCUCGGUGGACCCGAGACGGCGGAACAAGUCCACGGAGUCCCUGCAGGCCAACGUGCAGCGGCUGAAGGAGUACCGCUCCAAGCUCAUCCUCUUCCCCAGGAAGCCGUCGGCGCCCAAGAAGGGCGACAGCUCUGCGGAAGAACUCAAGUUGGCUACCCAGCUGACGGGACCAGUCAUGCCCAUUCGGAAUGUCUACAAGAAGGAGAAAGCCAGAGUCCUCACAGAGGAGGAGAAGAGCUUCAAGGCCUUCGCCAGUCUUCGCAUGGCCCGUGCCAAUGCCCGGCUGUUUGGCAUCCGGGCCAAAAGGGCCAAGGAAGCUGCAGAACAGGACGUUGAAAAGAAAAAAUAAAGUGCAAUUAACAACUC